AUGGAUGGCAUACCAUAUGCUAACUGUGUAGGAUGUUUGAUGUAUGUCAUGGUGUGCACAAGGCCUGACCUGGCCUAUGCCAUGAGCAUUGUGAGUCGAUUUGUUGCUAAUCCUGGACAACUACACUGGGAGGUAGUCAAAUGGGUAAUGAGGUAUGUUAAAGGGUCCCUGAACAUGGGUUUGAUCUACAAAACAACUGAAAAAGGUGGAUGUGAGGUUGAAGGAUUCAUUGACUCAGAUUAUGCAGGCUGCAUAGACACUAAAAGAUCAUUGACAGGCUACAUAUUCACUGCUCUGGGUGGUUGCAUUAGCUGGAAGUCGAAUCUUCAAAAGGUUGUAGCCCUGUCAUCCACAGAGGCUGAGUACAUGGCUGCAACUGAGGCAAUAAAAGAAGCAUUAUGGUUGAAAGGUCUCUCAAAGGAACUUGGAUUUAGCUCUGAAGACAUGACAAUCCACUGUGACAACCAAAGUGCAUUGCACUUGAUGAAAAAUCCUAUGUUCCAUGAUAGGUCAAAACACAUUGACAUCAAACUACACUUUAUCACAGAGAUCAUUGCUAAUGGAGAGAUAAAAGUGAAGAAGAUCAGCACUGAACAUAACCCAGCUGAUAUUUUUACAAAAUGUGUCACUCAAACUAAGUUUAGACAUUGUUUAAACUUGGUCAACUUCAAGGAAACUGGUUGA
Cannabis sativa is the source of this 684-nucleotide messenger RNA. Its product is annotated as secreted RxLR effector protein 161-like. The coding region runs from base 1 to 684 and encodes 227 amino acids. The transcript has a single exon. The record is from RefSeq and is a predicted model, not a curated record. Lineage: Eukaryota; Viridiplantae; Streptophyta; Magnoliopsida; Rosales; Cannabaceae.